Penicillium nucicola is the source of this 882-nucleotide messenger RNA. RefSeq lists its product as uncharacterized. The coding region runs from base 1 to 882 and encodes 293 amino acids. The record is from RefSeq and is a predicted model, not a curated record. NCBI's taxonomy places the organism in Eukaryota, Fungi, Ascomycota, Eurotiomycetes, Eurotiales, Aspergillaceae. The transcript has a single exon.
AUGCAUUCCCUUACCACAUCAUUUAUAUCUCUAUCCCUCCUCUCAGGAGCUGUUCAAGCCCAAACCGUUGCCCGAGUCUGGACACAUUUCUACCCCAACUGCCCGGGCGACGCCUUCUCCAAGCUGGACACAUACGAGAACUACGAAGAAACAGCCCCCGCAAAGGACAUCACAGUCGGCAGCUGCGAGAGCAUCCCCGUCCCCUCCUACGAGCACAGCAUUGUCAGCGCCAUUUCCAUUGACGGCGAGCUCCUCUCCCACAAUCACGACCUCCCCUUCCUAGAAGGUGGCAGCGGCUGCAACAUCACCGUGCACGAAGUCCCAGAAUGCAUCGACCCACCCCUGAUCACCAAGGAGAUCCGCGAUGGUGUCGCCGUCACACAAUGCGAAGAACGCGGGUUCGCUGCAUACAGCCAAGUAUGGGUGAAUCUAGUGUGCGACAAGGACAUCAAUGGCAUCGCCGAUGGCACCGUGGAUGCUAAGGCCAAGACAGAGGAGAAGAAGGCUGACACCGAGCAAAUGGAUGGGCCUGAUCAACCUGUGCGCGCUGAGAAGCAGACCUCCGUUGAGGAUAUCAAUAAUAUCCAGACUCCGGGGUCGAACUCGGAUUCGUGGCAUUUGUCGCAGAUUACGCAUAACCAGCGUGAGCCUGAGCAGGAGAGUCGUGUUAAUGAUGCUGGGCAUGCUGAGAGCCAGAAGAUCGUGCAUAAGAUGAUGGAGUUGUUGAAGAAUAAGGCGUCUGUGUUUGUUGAUGGCAAGCAUAAUGGCACUCAGGGCGUGAAUGCUACCAUGCACCAAAAUGGUACUGUUGCGGGCAACCGUACUGUUCUCUCUCAUCGUCGUCUUUCUGUCUUGCGGAACCGCAUGGCUCGGUUUGUUUGA